UGUACAUCAGAUUCAUCAGACUGAAAUAAUGGAAGUGUGUGUGGAUUCCGUGGAGUCCGCAUAUAAAGCGGAAUUAGGCGGUGCCUCUAGGGUUGAACUGUGUGCAAAUCUUAUGGAAGGAGGUACAACACCUAGCCUAGGAAUGUUAAAGGUGAUAAAGGAGCAUGUAAAGAUUCCAGUGUUUUGUAUGUUACGACCAAGAGGAGGAGAUUUUCUGUACACAAAAGAAGAAAUGAAAGUGAUGAUUUGGGAUUUGAAUGUUCUGAAAGAGCAUGGAGCUGAUGGAUUUGUGAUUGGAGCUCUUACAAGUGAUGGUUCAGUUGACAAAGAAGCAUGUAAAAAACUAAUCGAUUUAGCUGGUCAGUUGCCAGUAACAUUCCAUAGAGCCAUUGACAUGUGUUGUGACUGGCGCCAGGCUCUGGAAGACAUCAUCAGUCUAGGCUGUCACAGGGUACUGACCAGUGGUCAAGAUUCCUCAGCACUGGAAGGACUGCCCACUAUCAAAGAGAUGAUUCAACAGAGCAGAGGUAGAAUAACAGUCAUGCCAGCUGGUGGAAUAAAUGAGAGAAACGUGAAGAGGAUUUUAGACGGAUGUGGUGCUAAAGAGUUCCAUGCUUCUGCCAGAAGCUUGUGUCAGUCAGCCAUGUUGUAUAAAAACUCUUCUGUUGCUAUGGGAGCAAGCUUAUCACCCGAUGAAUUCAGUCACAAAGUAACAGAUGAUAAAAAAGUAAUGAAUUUGGUUACCAUAGCAAUGCAGGUUUCUAGUAGUUGAUGUACUGUAUGCUGGUAAAUAUUGUACAUAAUAGGAUUGAUUUAAUGAAUGCAGGACAUUGUGACAUCAUCAGUCAAUUUUUUUUUCAUGUAAAAGUGCAACUAACAAAAUGGAUAAUUUCCAAAGAAAACCGUGCCAUUGGAUGUGAUCUUCCGAUAAAGUAAAUUCUAACACACUGUCAAGUAUUUUACUGGAAUGCCAACUGCUCUGCUCUUUACUUAAACUUACAAUUUAUCUGUUUCCAAGUCACCGUACAGACAAAAAAGCAAAUCUAAAAGCCCUAUACUUUUAAACAUUUUAUUGCCCCGCAUUUUUUAAAUACAAUAUGUUUCGCAUAACUCCAAUAUGAAGGGACUGGAAAAUACAGUUGUGUAAAGAUUCGAGGCAGACAAUUUCAUCUAUUACCACAGAAAAAAAUUUUCCCUCAAGAUUUCUUUGGGGUCAACCAUAUACUUAUAUAAAUACAUGUAGUUACGUGGUAUUGAUUGUAUUUACACCAAGGAGGAAUAAAGACCUCUGUAACAUUGUUCUAUUUAUGAC
Lingula anatina is the source of this 1312-nucleotide messenger RNA. RefSeq names its product copper homeostasis protein cutC homolog. The record is from RefSeq and is a predicted model, not a curated record. Lineage: Eukaryota; Metazoa; Brachiopoda; Lingulata; Lingulida; Lingulidae. Gene Ontology annotation, molecular function: copper ion binding.